Aspergillus nidulans FGSC A4 is the source of this 2112-nucleotide messenger RNA. Its product is annotated as phenylalanine--tRNA ligase subunit beta. Gene Ontology annotation, cellular component: cytoplasm. NCBI's taxonomy places the organism in Eukaryota, Fungi, Ascomycota, Eurotiomycetes, Eurotiales, Aspergillaceae. The transcript is spliced from 9 exons. The coding region runs from base 163 to 1965 and encodes 600 amino acids. Gene Ontology annotation, molecular function: magnesium ion binding; RNA binding; nucleotide binding. The record is from RefSeq and is a predicted model, not a curated record. Gene Ontology annotation, biological process: phenylalanyl-tRNA aminoacylation.
GAAUUGAACUCCAACUGCGGGCCGACCACAGGAAAGUAUAGCCUGUCGAAGCGUGGCUUAUAUUCCGCUGGCAUAACCGAUACCAUAGCCGAGUUUUGGGAGAAAACUUGAUCUCACACGAACGGUAUCUGACUCAUCGGCUGCGAUUUGAACCCCUCCAUCAUGCCUACCAUUUCGGUCGACAAGGCCGCGCUUUUCAAGGAGCUCGGCAGAGAAUAUACCACUGAGGAAUUCGAUGAACUGUGCUUCGAGUUCGGCAUUGAGCUCGACGAAGAUACAACGAAUUCGGACCGUCCGAUUGUCGAUGGCGUGCAGGAACCACCCCAACUCAAAAUUGAAAUCCCCGCCAACCGAUAUGACUUGCUGUGUUUCGAGGGAAUUGCCCUCAUGCUCAACAUAUUCCUGGGACGGAAACCUCUUCCUAAAUACAGAUUGGUUGAGCCCCCAAGCGGAGAGCUCCAAAAGAUCAUUGUGAAGGAGGACACUUCGAAGAUCAGACCCUUGGUGUCGGGCGCCAUCCUCCGAAAUGUCACCUUUGAUAAGGCUCGUUACGAAUCUUUCAUCGCUCUGCAAGACAAACUCCACCAGAAUUUGGCGAGGCAAAGGACACUCGUCUCCAUUGGUACUCAUGACUUGGACACUAUCAAGGGCCCGUUCAGCUAUGAGGCUCUGCCGCCUAAAGACAUUCGCUUUGUGCCUCUUAACCAAACAAAGGAGAUGGACGGAGAGGAGCUCAUGGCCUUCUACGAUAAAGACAAGCAUCUAGGCAGAUAUCUCCACAUCAUCCGCGAUUCCCCGGUUUACCCAGUCAUCUACGACGCCAACAGAACCGUCUGCUCUCUCCCCCCAAUUAUCAACGGAGAGCACUCGAAGAUUACGCUAAACACUAAGAAUGUUUUUAUUGAGAUUACAGCGCUCGAUAAGACAAAAGUGGAAAUUGUGAACAAAAUCAUGGUUUCGAUGUUCUCGCAGUACACAUCCGAGCCCUUCACGGUUGAGCCUGUCCAGAUUAUCUCUGAGCACAACAACGAGACGAGAGUCACUCCUGACAUUGCACCUCGAACUACACAGGCCGAAGUCUCGUAUAUCAACCAGUGUUGUGGCUUGCAGCUCUCUGCGGAGGAGAUUUGUAGACUCCUGACGAAGAUGGCAUAUGAAGCGACACCGUCUAGUACUUCUCCUGACUUAAUCGACGUUCACAUUCCCCCAACACGUGCAGAUAUCCUUCAUCAAGCAGAUAUCAUGGAGGAUGUUGCGAUUGCCUACGGCUUUAACAAUCUCCCCCGGUCCUUCCCAAGCAAGUCAGGCACGGUUGCUCAGCCGUUACCGAUCAACAAGCUUUCCGACAUCAUUCGCACAGAGGCCGCAAUGGCGGGUUGGUCCGAGGUGCUGCCUCUGAUCUUGUGCUCCCAUGACGAGAACUUUGCCUGGCUUAACCGCAAGGACGACGGCAACACAGCCGUCAAGCUGGCGAACCCCAAGACACAGGAGUUCCAGGUCGUGCGCACAAGUCUUCUUCCCGGUCUUUUGAAGACUAUCCGCGAGAACAAGUCUCACUCAGUGCCCAUGAAGAUCUUCGAGGUCAGCGAUGUCGCCUUCAAGGAUCUAUCGAUGGAGCGUAAGAGUCGAAACGAAAGACACUUUGCUGCCGCAUGGUACAGCAAAACUAGCGGCUUCGAGGUCGUACACGGUUUGCUUGACCGCAUCAUGUCAAUGCUGAAGUCCGCUUUCAUCAUCGGCGAAGAGGGCCUGGAGAACGCCGCAGUCAAGGACUCGCAGUACUGGAUCGAAGAGCUGGACGACCCAACUUAUUUCCACGGUCACUCGGCCUCUAUCCACGUUCGCAUUGCCGGCAAAGACCACACCAUCGGUACUUUUGGUAUUCUGCAUCCCACUGUGCUGGAGAACUACGGUCUGAAAUACCCCGUCAGCACGCUUGAAAUCAAUAUCGAAACAUUCCUAUGAGAUUAUGGGUUUGAAGACUCAAUCUGCGGGAAAUGGUGAUUUAGACUUGCAUAGAUAGCAUACACCUUAUCUCAUGGCACUCAAUAUUCUAUGAUGUUUGGUUUGAUCUGACCUUAGCUUGAGUAAAGAGGAAUGAAUAAAAAAGGU